Molecule: messenger RNA, 2041 nt
Organism: Lineus longissimus
Lineage: Eukaryota; Metazoa; Nemertea; Pilidiophora; Heteronemertea; Lineidae
Product: DNA polymerase alpha subunit B-like
Exons: 15
Coding region: 51-1871 (606 amino acids)
Biological process (GO): DNA replication initiation; DNA replication
Cellular component (GO): alpha DNA polymerase:primase complex
Molecular function (GO): DNA binding
Source: RefSeq, a predicted model, not a curated record
GAUUUCAUGGACGCCAUCGCGGGAAAAAGAAGAAAUCUGAAAAGACAAGAAUGACUUCUGUCUGUGAAGAUGAUCUGUUGGAAGAGUUGGAGAUGUUUGGGGUGAAUUCCCCUGAUGCAUCUGUCAUAGAACAAUUGAUAGACUUGUGUCGAGUUCACCACAAAGAUGCAGCUGGUAUCGUGGAAGAAUGGGUGGCCUUUGCUCAGACGUCUGGUAUAAACUUGACCACACUGACACCCGACAUUGUCACCAACUUCGAAAGACAGUUGCAAAAGAAGAGCAUGAAAGUCCCAAAGACGCCUAAAAUGAAAAAGCCAGAGCAAGGGUCAUUUUCUGCUAAAAAACAGAGAGAUACUGGAGUUGAUGCUGACAUAGUGGAUGAAUUGUUUGGUGCUUAUUCUACUCCUGGUGCAAACAUGGUCAAGCAGAUGCCCAAACGUCAGAUCACACCUGAGGGCCCUCCAGCCCAUAAGCGGAUGACAACUCUCUCAAGGAGUCCUGUGGUCCCAUUUUCUCCAGCAAGCUUCUCACCUGUAAGUUCCAGUAAAUCCGAGAAAUACAGUGUCAGGGCUAAUAUUGGAGAGAUUGUGACAAAGUUUGGACCGGUUGAUCGAGUUUCGUGGAAAGGGGAUGGGACAAAGAAAGACAUUGCCUUCAAGUUGGAUGCAACAGCAAGUCUGACGAAAAAAUACAAAUAUAUGUUCCAGAAGUAUAGUGACAAGGCUGAUGUGCUAAAUGACAUGAUAGAGGACAUGGGCCUCUACCUUCAAAAACAUUAUGAAAUUGAGGAAUAUGCUCACGUUGCAUUGCCAACGCAAGAAGAAGUCACAGUAGUUGGCAGAAUUGGCUGUGACAGUCUUGGGAAGCUGAAUGCAAAGUCAGUCAUUUUGGAGGGCUCGCGAGAGACGUCAGGCGGGCGGCACAUACCGGUCGACCUCUCGGAAAUCCAGCAGUUCUCGCUGUUUACAGGCCAGAUUGUCGCAAUGAGCGGUAUCAAUAGCACUGGAAAUAAGUUCGUUGCAAAGAAAGUUUAUGAGGGUAUUCCCCCGCCUAUGGCUGACCUUGGCCCGAUAAGGGGUUCGCCCUUACAGUUCUUAAUAGCAUGUGGUCCAUUCUCUACAAUAGACAGCCUGUCCUAUGAGCCCCUCGGUGACCUGAUGACUGUGAUUCAGAGGGAGAAACCUGAUGUCUGUAUAUUUUUAGGACCAUUUGUAGACAUCAAACAAUUUGAAGACAACGAGUACCUCAAGCCAGAAAAUGAUCUUACAGAUAUGACGUAUGAGCAGCUGUUUCACCAACAGAUAUAUCAGAUAAUUCAGGCGACAGAAAGCUUGCAGACGGAGUUGAUAUUCGUACCAUCGAGUCGAGAUGUUCACCACAAUUACAUCUACCCACAGCCACCAUUCGACAUAAAAGGCCUGAAUGAAGAGAGAGUGCACUUCUUGUCAGACCCCUGCACGUUUUCCGUGAACAACAUCAGUAUUGGCCUGACAUCAACGGAUGCAAUCAUGCAUGUUGGCGGAGAAGAAAUAUCAUUUUACCCUCCAGGAUCAUCGGAUCGCUUGGCAAGAUUAGCAAAGCAUUUUCUCUUACAACAAAGCUUCUAUCCGCGAUAUCCACCAGAGGAAUCCACCAACUUGGAUCUCGACCAAUUUGAGACGCACGCCAGAAUCAAUACCAUACCCCACAUUCUCAUUCUGCCCUCCGACAUGAGAGGGUUUGUCAAGGACGUCUGCAAGAGCUGCUGCAUCAACCCAGGACGUCUGGCUAAGGGUUUGGUAGGGGGUACCUAUGCCAGGGUUAUCGUCCAACCAACUGAUGACCCUCAGAACAUCGUUGAGAAGAUAGCUGCUCGGGUGAUCAAAAUAUAAAAAGACACUGGAGAAUGAAACCAAUACGAAACAAGUUGACACGAGUCUGACUAUAAACAUAGCCACGAAGUAAAUGUGCUUGUACUCUUGGAGCAAUAUGAAGAAAGCUAAUGCCCCAGACUGCUUUUGAUUACUCUCUGUAUGACCAAGGAAGCUAAAAUUAUAUCAAA